AUGGAUUAUUUUCUCACCUAUUUCCAUCGAUUUUAUUGGAUGAAGCGAGAGCAAUGGCAUGUGAAUAUAGCAGCCACUGAACCCAUGGCCGUAAUUGACGAGAGUGGGGAUACCACGGCAGUCGAGCCACCGAGAUUUCCUGCCGACAUCGAAGCUGAGUAUCGAGAGUGCAUGAGACAUCUACGCAAAAGCGCACCACUUCCCAAAGAUUUGACCGAAGCUGAAAAGGCUGUUGAACAGAUGGAACAACAGUUGAAAGAAAAGCUUUUACUCGCCAGCGGAAGUGCUGAUGAGGAAGAAGAGGAAGAAGACGAGAGGAGAGUGCUAGAUCGUGGACUACAUCAAAUAACCGAGGAAGAAGAGUAG
Molecule: messenger RNA, 366 nt
Organism: Cylicostephanus goldi
Lineage: Eukaryota; Metazoa; Nematoda; Chromadorea; Rhabditida; Strongylidae
Source: the annotation of a GenBank genome assembly